CGCACCCUGUAUAACCAAGAUAUCCAUACGUUACGUAGCCGGCCUAUUUAAACCAGCAGUUCCGGCCCAUCAUUUCUGACAUCUCAACUCAUCAGCUAUAUUGCUAACAGACUGCCUCAAACAUAUCAUCGCUAUGGCGCACCCGACAAAAUCAGAUCAGUUCGUCACCUAUACACAAAACUCAUUGUCGCUCCAGACCCUGGAAAGCCAGCCAUCCAAAUUGGCCAAUGGGCAGGUUAGCGAAUCGAUGUUCAACUCUACUGAAACUUUAAACGAUAAGUAUGAACCCCAUGACAGCGAAUAUGCCGAUACCAAGGAGACCCGCACCCAGCUGCUCUCCGGGUACAGGCUGGCGAUGGCCAUCAUCAGCCUGGAUAUCCUUGUGUUCCUGUCGGCUAUCGACAUGACCAUCGUGGCCACCACAUACAUCCCCAUCGGCGACAAGUUUGGGUCGGUGGAUCGCGCCGAGUGGAUUAUUACCAGCUACCUGAUCACCACAACGGCCAUCCAGCCCAUCUACGGCAAGAUCUCUGACACCAUCGUCAUGGCGAUUGUGGUUUUCCUCAUCGGCUCGAUCCUGUGCGCGGUGUCCAACUCGCUCAACAUGCUGAUUGCCAGUCGGGCAAUCAAGGGCCUGGGCGGCGCCGGGCUCAUGAGCAUGGCGCUGAUAGUCAUUGCCGACAUCAUGAACGAGCGCCAGCGCGGCAAGUACGUGGGCAUUUUCUCGGGCACCUGGGGGCUGGGCUCGGCCAUUGCGCCGAUGAUUGGCGGCCUCAUUGUCGAGAAGAGCAAGUGGCCGGUGGUGUUCUGGAUCAACAUCCCGUUCUGCGUCAUCUCUGCCGCCCUCAUUGUCAUGCUGCUGCGGAUUCCGCGGCCCAAGGGGUCGAUGCUCGAGAAGCUGAAGAAGGUCGACUUUAUCGGCUCGCUCCUGUCGCUGGCCGGGCUCACCCUGGUGCUGCUGGCGCUGACCUGGGGCGGCCGCGACUACGCGUGGUCAUCGGCUGCCGGUGGUGUCGUGCUUUGUGGUCGGUACAGGUUUGCGGUGGAGCCCAUCAUGCCCAUGCACCUGUUCAACCGGCGCAACGUGAUUCUGUGCUCGCUGGCGCACAUUUUCUUUGGCUUUGGCGUCAACGGCCCCAUCACAUUCAUUCCGAUGUGGGCGCUGGUCGUCAAGCACGCGUCAUACGUGACCUCGGGGCUGUAUCUGCUGCCGUUCUCCAUCGCCAUGGUGAUUUCGUCGGUGGUGGGCGGGGUCCUGGUCAGCCGUCUGGGCAGGUUCCGCGAGAUCAUCUGGUUCGGCGCGGCGAUGCUGACGCUAGGCAACGGCCUCCUGAUCCUGCUCGGCACCGAUGCCAGCCUGGGCAAGAUCAUCGGUCUGCUUGUCGCUGGAGGACUUGGGUUCGGCAGCUGCAUCCAGACGCUGACGCUUGCUGCGCAGUCGGCAGUCACUGGCAAGGACCUGGCAGGCAACGACAACAGUCAACCUGUUCUUCCGCUCGCUGGGCCAGAUUCUGUCGGUGGCGGUCAUGAGCAACAUUAUCCAGAACAAGCUGCGCACCGAGAUCGGCGAGGUGGUGGCGCGGUUCCCGGCACACAUGCACGAGAUUCUGGAGGUGCUCAAGGACCAGUCGACGAUCAGCAGCUCGGGCGUGUUCUUGCUGCUGACGCUUGGCAUCCAGCACAAGGAGCUGCAAGACAACGACUCAAGAAGACGAUUGAUGCGUGA
Linderina pennispora is the source of this 1726-nucleotide messenger RNA. RefSeq names its product MFS general substrate transporter. NCBI's taxonomy places the organism in Eukaryota, Fungi, Kickxellomycota, Kickxellomycetes, Kickxellales, Kickxellaceae. Gene Ontology annotation, molecular function: transmembrane transporter activity. The record is from RefSeq and is a predicted model, not a curated record. The transcript has 4 exons. Gene Ontology annotation, biological process: transmembrane transport. The coding region runs from base 134 to 1726 and encodes 530 amino acids.